Molecule: messenger RNA, 2228 nt
Organism: Ictalurus punctatus (channel catfish)
Lineage: Eukaryota; Metazoa; Chordata; Actinopteri; Siluriformes; Ictaluridae
Gene: lck
Product: LCK proto-oncogene, Src family tyrosine kinase
Exons: 13
Coding region: 162-1664 (500 amino acids)
Biological process (GO): protein phosphorylation; innate immune response; cell surface receptor protein tyrosine kinase signaling pathway
Cellular component (GO): extrinsic component of cytoplasmic side of plasma membrane
Molecular function (GO): signaling receptor binding; ATP binding; non-membrane spanning protein tyrosine kinase activity
Source: RefSeq, a predicted model, not a curated record
GAAGAGCUCUCUCUGAUGCCACACGCUCUUCUCUAGUCCCAUUUUAGCACAAUUUGAACAUUUUUAUCCUAAGAAUUCGGGUGGAUAUGACCGCGUUAAGACGUCGGUGCCUUCAAUGAAAUCAGAGGCCUUGGAUUGGAAACUGCGCUGUGCCAGAGACCAUGGGAAACUGUAGCUCUUACGACUCGGACGAUGGCUUCUCCUACCACCCUGACGAUGAGAUCUGCGAGCACUGCAACUGCCCCAUUCCGAAUGAAAAGCUCCCGAUCAACCAUGGCCAAGACUACCCGGUCCCUCCGAUGUCACCAUUACCAGAUAACUUGGUGGUGGCGAAGUACACGUAUAAACCGUGCCACGCUGACGACCUGGGCUUCGAGAAAGGCGAGAAGAUGAAGAUCACUGGCGAUGAUGAUCCUGAAUGGUACAUGGCCGAGUCUCUGUCGACGGGACAGAGGGGUUACGUGCCACGCAACUUUGUAGCCAAACUCAACAGCAUGGAGACAGAACCCUGGUUUUUUAAGGAUCUCUCCAGAAACGAUGCCAUGAGGCACCUGCUGGCCCCCGGCAACACGCAGGGCUCGUUCCUGAUCAGAGAGAGUGAGACCACACCAGGCAGCUUCUCUCUCUCUCUGCGAGAUCUGGAUCACAACCAAGGCGACAUCAUCAAGCACUACAGAAUCCGCAACCUGGACGCCGGCGGCUUCUACAUCACCAGCAAGAUCUCCUUCACCUGCCUGUCCGAGUUGGUCAAACAUUACUCCCGAGAUUCAGACGGCUUGUGCACACGUCUGGUGAAACCAUGUCAGACGCGAAUGCCACAGAAGCCGUGGUGGCAGGACGAGUGGGAGAUUUCACGUGAGUCGCUCAAGCUGGAGAGGCGAUUGGGACAGGGACAGUUUGGAGAAGUCUGGAUGGGUUUGUACAAUAAUAACCGGAGAGUGGCCAUUAAGAGUCUGAAACAUGGCACCAUGUCCAUCGACGCCUUCCUGGCCGAGGCUAACCUGAUGAAGAACCUGCAGCACGCACGACUCGUACGCCUCUUCGCUGUGGUCACUCAGGAACCCAUCUACAUCGUCACCGAGUUCAUGGAGAACGGCAGCCUGGUGGAUUUUCUGAAAACGCCGGAAGGAGCAAAUUUACAAAUCAACACCCUGAUCGAUAUGGCCUCACAGGUGGCUGAUGGUAUGGCCUACAUCGAGCAGAAGAACUACAUCCACCGAGACCUGAGAGCCGCCAACAUCCUGGUGUCUGAUGAACUCAUAUGCAAGGUCGCAGACUUCGGCCUCGCCCGGCUCAUCGAGAACAACGAAUACACAGCCAGAGAAGGUGCGAAGUUUCCCAUCAAAUGGACGGCUCCUGAAGCCAUUAACUACGGCACGUUCUCCAUCAAGUCAGACGUCUGGUCUUUUGGCAUCCUGCUGACUGAGAUUGUGACCUACGGCAGAAUUCCUUACCCAGGUAUGACGAAUCCUGAGGUGAUCCAGAACUUGGAGAAAGGGUACCGCAUGCCUCGUCCGGACAACUGUCCCGAGGACCUGUACGUCAUAAUGAUGGAGUGUUGGACAGAAGACCCGGAGAAACGCCCUACGUUCGAGUACCUGCGCAGCGUCCUGGAGGACUUCACCACGGCCACCGAGCGGCAGUAUCAGGAGCAGCCUUACUGAGGAUGAACCAAACGAUGGUUUAAAAAGACAGAGCCGUGCUUAUCCGUGAUUAUUAUAAGACAGCAACGUUCCUAUCUUUUUUUUUCCUUCUCCUUGAUUAUGUUAUGUACAGUAUAUAACCUACUGAGGUCCUUAUUUGAGGACAAUGGGUCUCUUUUUUUUCUCUCUUCCCUUUUUAAAGACCGUAAUUAGCUCCUGUAGUUUUAUUUGCUUUUUAACAAGGCUGAAGAUGUCUGAGAAAAAAACAAAACAAAAAACUGUCCAUCACCAGCCAUUUUCACUCUUGAAGUGCGGAAUGAUUGUCUUUCAACUCCUUGUACGUAAUCCUAUCAGUGUUCAUCGUGUCCUGUAUUUAGCUUAACUACCUAUAAAUAGUCCAAAUAAAAUAAACUGAUUUCCCUCUUCUGACACCAAAAUGUGUAGUUCAGAACGGUAAGAAAAAGCCUGAACUCACAUGAGGAUCCUCGCACAUCAGUGUGAGUGGCAAGAACAAUGAAAUAAAAUGUUCUCUCUCGCUUUUUUUUUAAUUUUGUUGAAAUGUAUAAAUAAAAGUCAUUUAAUACA